CUGAGCGUUUCUGCUCCGCUCUGCUCCUGUGAAAACUCCCUCUGAGUGUGUGCCUGUUUGAACUCCUUGUGUGUGUGUGUUAAGAAGAGUUUUAUGUGUGUGCACAGCGCUCUGUGUUUUUUUUAAGAGGAGCUGAAGUGCAGCCGUUCAUCAGUGGAGUUGACUGCAGUCAGGGGAAUACUCAGAUCACCCAGCCCUGCUUUUUAACUUACUGCUGUUUGCAGGACCUUUAUUUUAAAAACUCACUGGACUUUAAUUUUUCAACCAAACCUGGACUGCUCUGCGACUCUCUUUUUCUUGCAUCUUGAUCUGUCACUGGAAUUUUCUAUAUUAAUUUUUCCAGAAACUCUCACAGGAUUGUUCAAUUUUGUUUUAUUCUUUACCCGAGUUACUGGGUUGCCAGUUCCUGCAAUUUAGAUCAUUUUGACUCUGUGAUUCUUCCACAUUUUAUUGACUUAAGUCAUGUCAAACAUUUAAUGGAAAAACAGAAGUACAUGAGCCAUACGUUUGCUAAUAACUGUUAUACAGAAGAUUUGUCAGGAAAAUGGAAUCUAUCAGUGCUUUGAGAGUCAUGAUGCACUCAGGUGGAUGCUGAUGCUGACUUGGAAUGUUCUGAACCUUUGCAGAGUUUGUUUCUGUGGAAUUGGAUGAAAAGGUCCUUGUGUCCAGGCGGAAUGUUUUUGUCCUGUCUUGGAUGUGAGAGGUGAUCUGAGUUGUCCUUCAUAAGAGCACCAGCGGAUAUAUCAAGAAAAGAAGGAAGAGGUUUGGAAGCUACAAACAAGAAGCAAAGACUGGUUCUUUUCAAACUGAGAACUACAGUUUUUUUUUUUUUAAGUAAAAAAGAACUGGAUGAAAACCAGAUAAAUAAAUCGUCCUUCAGUGCAAAUAUUGAGCACUCAAACCACUAAAACCAAAUUUAAAGAGGUUGGUUUAAAGGGUUUGAAAAUGAUGACCAUGAUGAUGAUGAUGGUGGUCACCUGCAGUUCUCUGUUGCUCCUCGGGAUGGCUGCUGCAUACUCUUCCUCCAGCUCUGUGACCCGUGCUUCAUCUUCCUCGUCCUCAUCCCCCUCUUCCUCCUCCACCUCACCACGCAUGAAACUUUCAUACAAAGAGUUGCAACAGUACCACGGGGUGCGACGAUUUGAACUGGAGCGUUCCUGCUGUUUCAGCGCCAUGCUGCUGGAUGAAGAGAGGGGCCGGCUUUUUGUGGGGGCCAAGAAUUUUUUGCUGUCACUCUCAUUGGACAAUAUUGCCAAACAAGAGCACAAGAUUUACUGGCCUGCUCCUGUUGACUGGAGAGAGGAGUGUAACUGGGCCGGCAAGGACAUUACUUCUGACUGUGUCAACUAUGUGAAGAUUGUGCACCACUAUAACCGUACGCAUCUGUAUGCCUGUGGAACCGGGGCCUUCCAUCCUACCUGUGCUUUCGUAGAGGUGGGACACAGGAUGGAGGACCAUGUGUUUAAGAUUGACCCCUCUAAGGUGGAGGACGGUAAAGGAAAGAGUCCAUAUGAUCCUCGACAUACCGCCGCCUCUGUGCUGAUCGGGGAUGAGCUAUAUGCAGGUGUAGCCACAGACUUAAUGGGACGAGACUUCACCAUCUUCAGGAGUCUGGGGAAACGUCCCUCCAUUCGCACCGAACAACAUGACUCACGCUGGCUCAGUGAACCAAAGUUUGUCGGCUCCUUUUGGGUCCCUGAGAGUGAAAAUCCAGAUGAUGAUAAGAUCUUUUUCUUCUUCCGGGAGACAGCGGUUGAAGCUCAGGGUUUGGGGAAGUCUACUUACUCCAGAAUCGGACAGUUAUGCAGGAAUGACAUGGGUGGACAGAGAAGUCUGGUGAACAAGUGGACAACAUUCCUGAAGACCCGUCUGAUUUGCUCGGUACCAGGAGCUGAUGGCAGUGACACGUACUUCGAUGAGCUGCGGGACGUGUUCUUGCUGCAGACAAGGGACAGAAAGAACCCUCUGGUGUACACCGUCUUCUCUACUUCCAGCAGCAGUGUAUUUAAAGGCUCAGCUGUGUGUCUUUACUCUAUGAAUGACAUCCGGAGGGCCUUCCUGGGGCCAUUUGCACACAAAGAGGGGCCUAACUACCAAUGGGUCCCGUUCCAGGGAAAAGUACCCUAUCCUCGCCCAGGAAUGUGUCCCAGUAAGACAUUUGGGAGCUUUGAGUCCACGAAGGGUUUCCCGGAUGAUGUGAUCCAGUUUGCCCGUCACCACCCUCUGAUGUACAACCCCGUGUACCCAAUGAGUCGACGACCUGUUUUUGUUAGAACCAAUGUAGACUACAGCUUCACACAGAUCGUGGUGGACAGAGUCAACGCUGCUGAUGGACAGUAUGAUGUAAUGUUCAUCGGAACAGACAAAGGAACAGUAUUAAAGGUGAUCAGUGUUCCCAAGGAGAGCUGGAACAACAUGGAAGAACUUUUACUGGAAGAGCUGGAGGUCUUCAAAGAUGCCUCAUCUGUCAUCAACAUGCAGAUCUCCUCCAAAAGGCAACAGCUGUAUGUCGGCUCGGACACAGGAAUUGCCCAAGUCCCUCUUCACCGCUGCAGCGUUUAUGGGAAGGCCUGUGCUGAGUGCUGCCUGGCCCGAGACCCGUACUGCGCUUGGGACGGAACUUCUUGUACUCGCUAUCUGCCAAAUACAAAGAGACGUUUCCGUCGACAGGAUGUGAGGAAUGGAGACCCUAACACCCUUUGCUCAGGAGACCACCACAAGCACCAUGUUGCAGAGAAGACCCUGUAUGGAGUUGAGGGAAGCAGCACUUUUUUGGAGUGUAUUCCCAAAUCCCUUCAGGCCAAAGUCACCUGGACCUACCAGAAACAUCCACAAAACCCCCGAGAAGAGGUACGUCUUGAUGAGCGCAUCCUCCAUACAGAAAGAGGCCUCCUAAUUCGCCGGGUCCUAAAGAGGGAUGCUGGAGUCUACCAGUGCCAUGCUAUGGAGCACGGAUUCACACAGACAUUACUGGGCAUCACUCUAGAAGUAGUACCAUCAACAUCUUCUGUCUCCAAACUACACUCUGACGCUCCUGUACGGCUAGAUCCUCGCAGCGCAGGUGGUUCCUCACUAACCAAUCAAAAGUUUUGGUACCGGGAUUUCAUGCAGCUGGUGGACCACCCUAACCUCAGCACUGUCGACCAAAUCUGUGAGCAAGUUUGGGCACGAAAGCAUGCCAGUGCUGACCAGGGUGCAAAGAGUUUUCCUUCUCCAAGGAAGGAGAUCCUGCCUUCGGGUCCUGCUGUUCGGCCAUCCAGUAAGAAGUGGAAGCAUUUCCAGGAGAUAAGAAAGGGGAGAAACCGCAGGACCCAUGAUGGGAAACGAAGCCCUCGGGCACCGCGCAGUGCAGGGGACUAAUGACGAAAAGAGACAGAUAAAAGCGUGAAGGAGGAGAAUGAAAAAUAGUAACUCAGACACCAGAUACUCAUGGAGGUGUUCACUCAUGCAAAUACACACCUAAAGACAUGCACACACACGCACACACAACACCUCCUGUAUUGUGUUUAUUUAUCUAUGGAUGCCACCACUAUAUGGUACACCAUUCCCAUGAUUCCUCCUCCUCGUGACCAGCUCCCUGCAUGUGCUGCCUUACUGCCCAUACUGAUUCUGCACGAUCCCUUUACACUGCUUCACUAGGAUAGUCAAUUGUACUAGAAAAUACUCGAAUGGAAACACAGCGUUAUGAGGCAAUAAACUGACACAAGUCUAAAGCUUUUCCUACAAGCCAUCUAAACCACUUUAAUGGUUUGUGGAUCAUUGCUCUCUGGACAACACCACUCAUUAACAGUCCCAAAGGUUUGGAUAAUCUCUCCUCAAGGUAUAAUAUUUCCUUAAGUGACUUAAAUGUGGACAGAAUGAUAAUGGUGACAACUGGAACACGAUGCAAAAGUGUAGUCUUCAACUGAGAAACAAUAAAUGUGUUUAAAUGUGCAUGCAUGUUUCAUUAACAUUUGUAGCAACCUGAGUAUUCGAUGAACAUCUGUGGCCCCCUAUCCAGGAUCGUUACUCGUCCUUGGUGUAAAUCACACAAUGGACCCAUAAAGAUAUGCCAGCACCUGUAGAGCACAUCAUUUGUUGUGAAAGUGUUGUUGGGUUUGGUUGGUUUUUAUUUUUUUUGGAGCUGCUUUCAUUGGCACAUUGAAGUGCGUCGGCAUAUUCGACUGACUCAAACGAGUGAUGCACUUCUCAGGUUUUUCUGUUUGAUUACUGAUUUGUAAAGCUUUGAUCUGCAAGAAUUUUUGCCAAUGCCUAUUUUUGUUCAAAGUUGUGUUUAGAUUACAAAACCAAGAACAACUUACCCAGAACCUUUUAUUUGAAAACAUAUUUUUACUACAAUCUUCAUUUCAGCUUUAUUUACGAAAUUCCACAAUUGAACUUAAGGGGUAUCAGUGAAGGUUUUCCUCAUGGCUGUGGGCGAUAGCUGUUUCCAACUCAGAAUUAAAAGCUCGAUUUUUAGCAAUACAAAUUUAACAAGUUGGUCAGUCACAGGGGCAACAUUUUAUAACCUUUAUGAAGGCAAUAUAAAGUACAUCACAAGGCAUAGAUGUUUCACAUUUUAAAAUGAUAUGCAGAAAAUAAAUACAGCCAGCUGUCAUUACCACCUGGUGUUUUCGCAAACCCAAGAGUCUAGGCAUUUUUAUUUUUUAUCCACAAAUAUUUAAUGAAAAAUAGCAGAGACCUGCCCAUCAGAGACCAGACAUGUCCUGAAGAUAGGAAUCCAUGGUAGUUAUAGUUAACUUUAUCUGUUCCACUGAGAAUUAAUAGUAAAAAAAAAGAAAAAUACUGCCUCAAAUGGAUUUCCCCCCCCCCCCCCCCCCCACCCCCCCGCCCCAAAAUCACUUGGUGGUUGUACAGUACGAUCAUUUGUGGUUAAAGUUAACAGGAUAUAUAAGACAUGUAUCAUUUUAACUAGGAAUAGUCUACAGUUAUAAUAAUUUACAUUAUAAUGUUUAAUAAGGUGAACGUUCAAAAAUAUCAGUCACAGAAAAACUGAGUACUCCCCUUUCACUAAACUCAAUAUAAAAUCACUGCCUCCUCAUCAGGGUCUAUUUCUAUGAUACUUUCUACCCUGGUAAAAAUGGGAGUAAUAAUGGCCCCAGAAAACAAUAGUUAUUUUUAAAGCUUCCUAUAGUGGAAGCAAUCCUAAAGAAUUAUAAUAACCAAUAUUUAAAUAUUGUUAUUUCAAACCUUCUGCAAACAGCAGCUUAAUUAAAUCAUACUGUGUGAGAGAGUGGUCACUGUACAAUGGGGUUGUAACGUUUUCUUUUAGAGGGACCUGAAAUGAAUACAUUGAUGACAUUUUUAACUAUUUUAAGCACCUUAGGAACAAACUCACAAUUAGCAUUUCACUAAAAGUUAUUGGAAGCAAUUUCCCAACAGACAACUCUCGGCAUGUUGAGUCUUUUAAAAAUAUAUAUUUAUUAGCGUUUGAUACUUUUUGUGGUUCCCUUUCAGUUUUCAACACUAAGGAAAGUUGGUUUUUCUUCAUUUAGUAACAGCUUCUACAUUAAAGACUGAUUUAGUAUUGUGCAUUCAAUGAGAGAUUUUUUAUUUUUUUUUACACCAACUGAUUAAUAAAGCUGGGCUGGUCAAGCAGAAAAUAUGAGUAGAGAUCACCAGAUGAUUCCUUUGUGCAUCUCUGCUUAAAAUAUUUACUACAAUCAGUGCAUUUCAUCCUAGUUAGGAGCAAUUCAUAACCGGCCUCUGGUUGUUAUAUUGCAUUAAAACCACUCGAAAAAAGGAGGGACAAAAUGUCAUAUUGCAUUGAAAUACAAGAGUGCUAAGAUGUUUUCAGAAAACAAUCAAAGCAGGAAGAAACAGUCAAAUAUAUAAAUGAAUAAUAAUAACAUAAUAAUUUGAAAAUGCAACAUGGAGUCAAAUAAGGGUACAUAGCUUGGAGUGGCAUUGCAGAGUAUGUAAAGACAUUUCAGAAAUAAUCUACAACAACUAUUACAUUUACUUUACAACCCUACAUUGUUAGUGAUACAUAGACCUGCAGGCAAUUAAGUGACUAUGAGGUUUAUUGGUUAGCACAUUGAACUUCCCACAUUGCAUUGUUUAGCAAAAGAGAGAGAAAAAUCUCACACUGUUUGUAAUAACUAUUUAUGUAGAGUUUCAGUCAAUUAGAUCAUUAAUUGCAGCUUAAUUAAGGAUCUCAACUCUAGUUAAAGGACAGUUAGGACUUUAAGGUCUUCCUUUUUGAUGUCUUAGUCUAUAGAUGUUUCAUUUGUAUAGAGAGCCAACAUGUGUUGGUUGUUCAUGCUAACAUGGUGUGUGUAGCCUGUCCCCUUGUGUUCUUUGCCUGAACAGGCUCAGAUGAUGAGCUUUUCUGUGGUACUUUGGUAUAUCAUAUUCUGUAUGCAAGAAAGAAACAGGUGGGUAUUUUAGAUGAAAUUGUGCUUUUAUGUUUUACAGUUAUGAAAUCUUUUAUGUAUCAUCUGUUUUGUUUUGUGCUGCUACCACCAAAUAACAUGAUUCUAAUGAAAUUAUUUUAACUUUGUACAUUCAUCCCAGUUAAAAAGCAAGGCAGCACAACCUGGGUCUAUUGUGGGGAUUGUAGAUGUAUUAUAUCAGUGUCAUUGUUAUUUAUAUGCCCUUUUUUUUAGAUGUGUAAUUAACUCUUCCAAUUAAAAUGAAUGACAAUGCCUAUACCUAGGGACACUCAGCAUUUUGAUACCAUUUGGUAGGGGUCAAGACUAACUUUGAAUGGCUAAAAAAGCAGACUUUAAUCGAUUAAGAAUGUGGCUGAUUGGUGCAUUACAUAAAUCUAAAGUGCAUCUUUGAGGUCCGUGGAGCCAGUUCAGCUAAAUACUUACACCAAUAUUAAAGCAGCAGUGGUGUCAAACAUGCGUGAGUAUCCCUUUUCAGCCAGCUGUUGUUUUGUGUUUGAACUUGCAUGACUAAUGUUCGUAGCUGAUGCAUUUGACAAUGACAUGGUGGCAAGAGAGAGAGAGGUAAAGAAAGCACAGUUUUAUUCCUACGUAUUUAUAUGGAAAGAUAAGCUGAGAGGUUUUGAAUUCUUUUGUUUUCCUUAUACUUGUAGAUUUACUUUUUUUAGUGGUCAUGUUCUUCUGGCAUUUACUUGUUUUUGGCAUUUUCUGGUACCUUACAGCCAAUGGGAAAUAUUUUUUUCCUGGAGACACUAUCCAACUAAAGUCCUUUGUUGUUCUAAAAGCCCUCUCUUCUAAAACUUCCUUAUAUAUCCCAUUCUAUGUGAUGCAGCGAUUUCCAAAAGCUCACAACCAGAAGCUUUUGUGUUUGUAUGACUGACUGUGUGUGUCUGUGUGAGAGUGUAAAAUGUUCACUUGAACUCGAUUUGCAUCUUCUGUCUGACUGUUUUUGUGGACAACAGAGCUCUAUAUAAUGGCAAAGGUACAGUGGUGUGUGUAGGGAGGUCUGUAGUCUGAAAGUCUGAGGUGAAAGGCCAAAGUUGAUGUGGUGUACUGUAAUAUUCCUGGGUCUUUGUGAAAUGUCAUGUCAGAUUUUUUUGAUUAAUACAAUAAAAAUAUGCAGUUACUUUAA
Molecule: messenger RNA, 7524 nt
Organism: Cyprinodon tularosa
Lineage: Eukaryota; Metazoa; Chordata; Actinopteri; Cyprinodontiformes; Cyprinodontidae
Gene: sema3b
Product: sema domain, immunoglobulin domain (Ig), short basic domain, secreted, (semaphorin) 3B
Exons: 18
Coding region: 946-3360 (804 amino acids)
Biological process (GO): semaphorin-plexin signaling pathway; negative chemotaxis; positive regulation of cell migration
Molecular function (GO): chemorepellent activity; semaphorin receptor binding
Source: RefSeq, a predicted model, not a curated record